AUAACGCGUUCAUGUGAGGCACCGCCAUCUACAUCGACAUAGCAUAAAUAUCGCAACCUCUUCUUUUCCGUAAACCUUUACAUUCGUUUUUUCUUUCCUCCCCUUCUUUCUCUAUUCUUUCGUUGCUUUUGAGUGCCGACGAAAACCCUAACAAUCUCCGAUCGCAAAUUUAACCUCAGUUGUUGAAUUCUACCGUCGCAAAAGAUACUAGAUGGCAGCCAAACCUCUUACUACCGAGGCAAUAGCGCUUACAGAAAAGAAGAUGGACAUGACAUUAGAUGACAUAAUCAAAAUGUCUAAAAAUACGAAUACUAAGAAGCAAAGAAGGGUUCCGAACAAAGCUCAGAAGUUUUCAAACAAUUUCGCUCAAGAUAAGACUGCAAAGGUCCAGCGUUAUAUGGAAUCCAGAUCUUCUCUUAGACAGGGGGCUCUUGCGAAAAGAAGAUCUAAUUUCAAGGGGAACCAAUUUCCUGCUGCACUUGAUGUUGCGCGAAAAGCUGCUACUGCUCCUCUGCAGAAUAGAGUUCCUAACCGUAAUAGGGUACCCAACUGGAAUAAACCAAGAUUUCGAGUUCCUGUUGGUCAAAGAAGGGCUGUUAAUGGAGGCUUUGCUGCUAAGCAGCAACCAAUUCCUUCCUCUCAGAAGCAGGUGGAGAAUGUGGAUAUAAUGCCAAAGCAAAAGCCUCAGACGCUGGAUUCGCUGUUUGCAAACAUGAAGGAGCAAAGAAUGAGAGUUCUGUCGAUGCAGAAUAAUGCUGUGCAGCGUAAUGGAAAUGGAUAUAGGAGGCUCCCGUGGGGAAGAGGUCGAUUUGGAAACUAAGAUGUUGAGUGAUGCAUCCACUUCUGAUGAUCUUGUGUCUCGGCCUGCUCUGUCCUUACUUAUGGGUUUUUGGUGCAAAUGAAAAAUUCUUUAGUGCCCUUUCAUUCCAACACUAGUUCUUCGGUUGGCGGCCGCACCACACAUUGUAUAUUAAGUUUCGUCCAUGACUUUAAUGUUUUCACUUGGAUUAUUAUGUGUGCUCUGCUCUUGUCUAUACGAGUUACAACUUAAUGCCAUUUCGGUACCAGCAUGAUUGGGAAUUACGCUAUUGUUUUCAA
Messenger RNA from Vigna unguiculata (cowpea), 1098 nucleotides. RefSeq lists its product as uncharacterized. Lineage: Eukaryota; Viridiplantae; Streptophyta; Magnoliopsida; Fabales; Fabaceae. The record is from RefSeq and is a predicted model, not a curated record.